Molecule: messenger RNA, 676 nt
Organism: Oreochromis niloticus (Nile tilapia)
Lineage: Eukaryota; Metazoa; Chordata; Actinopteri; Cichliformes; Cichlidae
Product: leukocyte cell-derived chemotaxin-2
Exons: 4
Coding region: 81-536 (151 amino acids)
Source: RefSeq, a predicted model, not a curated record
GUGUUUGUUUGUUUUCAGCCUUUAAAGUCUGCGAGACGACGAGCAGACGCUCAGCCUGAGGGUCGCAGCUGCAGCUGAAGAUGAGAAGCCUCCUGGUUUUACUGGCUGUUUUGUGGGUGUGUGACGCCGUUAAGUUCGGUCAGCUGUGCAGCGGUAACCCGAGCAACAGCCGGAGGACGUCGGACAGAUGGGGACAGGGACAGUACGGAGCCGGACGGGGGACCAGACUCCACCAAGGGCUGGACAUCAAGUGCAGCGACGGCGCCGCUGUUUACGCUCCGUUUGACGUGACUCUUAACGGGAAAUUGACCGUCUACACCGACCCCACUAAGGCAGCCAUCAACGAGGGCAUCAACCUGUCAGGACAGGGUCUUUGUUUCAAGCUGUUCUACGUGAGGCCGGACCGAACCUCAGGAACGGUGAGGAAGGGGCAGAGGAUCGGCACCAUGCUGCCCAUGCAGAGCGUUUAUCCGGGAAUCACCUCACACGUCCACGUCCAGAUGUGUGACAAGAGCGACCCCACACCAUACUUCUGAUCCACCUUCAAACGCCGUCGACAACCUUCAUUACUAAAGAGGCUUUUCUGUGAAUGUUGGUGGAAAACUUUAGCUCCUCAUCCAUAUAAAAGGAUUCUGAUGUGUUACAUUGGCUACAAUAAAACACUUUAAAAAACCGU